Messenger RNA from Desarmillaria tabescens, 150 nucleotides. RefSeq lists its product as uncharacterized. NCBI's taxonomy places the organism in Eukaryota, Fungi, Basidiomycota, Agaricomycetes, Agaricales, Physalacriaceae. The transcript has 3 exons. The record is from RefSeq and is a predicted model, not a curated record. The coding region runs from base 1 to 150 and encodes 49 amino acids.
AUGUAUUGGAAGCUGCUCGUAGUAACCCUCACUCUUGCUUUAGUCAUCUCUGUCGCGCCGGUCGGCGGGCCUGGAGGUGCACCUCCACCCCCAGUGACAGACGAUACUGUCUCAGGUAGUGACCCUCGCCCAACGCGCACUGGUGUUUAG